Molecule: messenger RNA, 7854 nt
Organism: Trachemys scripta elegans
Lineage: Eukaryota; Metazoa; Chordata; Testudines; Emydidae
Product: piezo-type mechanosensitive ion channel component 2-like
Exons: 48
Coding region: 50-7501 (2483 amino acids)
Source: RefSeq, a predicted model, not a curated record
CAAAGUUGAUGCUGGAAAUAUCAUCCGCCUCCUGGUUCCUGACAUUGGAAUGUUUUUCAUUGGCUUCAUGGUUAUAAGGCUUUGUAAAAAACAGGUGAAACGUCAUAUUCCCAAAAUGCGGCUUCAUUCUGAAGACCGGGAGCAGGACGAGGAUGAGGACGAUGAUGAUGAGGAGGAGAUGGACUAUGAAACAGAAGCAGGGGACAGUGACAAGGAAGAGACCGACUGUUUAUCUGAAGAAGAUUUGGGAAAAGAAGAAGGUGACCGAAAACCAGGUUUCAUUCAGAAAGUCACUGCGUUCCUAGCAGGCUUGAAAAUCAUAUUUGAAGCCAUCCUGACAAGUGCUGGAAAGGUGGUAGCAACUCUUCUAUUAGGCUUAGCAGGUAUAAUUUUGCCUUCUGUGACUUCUGCAAUCUACUUUUUCACCUUCCUGGGCCUGUGCUCCUGGUGGGCUUGUCAUCGUCCCAUUACCGUGGUCACCUUCAGCAGUUUGUGUGUGAUGAUGGCUGUCUUCAGUGCAGGUCACCUUGCUGCCCUUUACCUGUACCAGUUGCCAUACUUUCAGGACCUGGUUCCUCCUGAUGACAUUUAUGCCAGGCUCCUGGGGAUGGUGGCGCUCAUCAAGACAAACAGCACAGAAACCUGGAAGCUGCAGAUUCAUUCUGGAUUAAGCUGGCCUGUGUUUUUAAAUCCUCUUUUGCUGCUUGUAUUAUAUUAUUCACUGGUCAUGUUGCUACAGCAGUGGGCUCUGAGUCCUAAGGAAUGUGAAGAGGGCAUCCAGUCAUCACUGGAAGAGCAGAGUAAGUUGGAACUGGACACCAUGCUCUGGAUGGCAAAGAAUGAGAAGGAAAAGGUGGCUUAUUUUUCAAAUGGAAGCUGGCAGGACAUGCCCCUUUUACAGUGUGAACAUGGCAGGAGCCUCACAGCCAGUGCUGACCCCAGUGAAGGACACAGCACUCCUGUAUCAGACGAUAGCACCUGCCCUGAAAACGCAGACGCUGAUGGGGAUGGCACUAGCAGUAUGGCAGUACUGGGGCAGUUCAUUAUGAAUCAAAGUUAUGUCAGUGCCCUGAUUGCCAUGAUGGUUUGGAGCAUCACCCACAACAGCUGGCUGACUUUUGUUCUGCUGAUUUGGUCUUGUAUCAUUUGGAUGGUUCGUGACCGGCGUCGUUAUGCCAUGCGUAGCUCUCCGUUCCUUGCCAUCUAUGGGAAUAUCCUGGUGGUCCUCAAUUUCUUUGUAGGGUUCAAUAUUUCACAAGAAGAACUGUUUCCUGAAAUUCCAACCUCCGUGCUCACUGACUUUGAUUUAAAACCAUACUCUUUGCCAUGUGUGCACCUUGGUGUUAAGAUCUUUUAUGCAUUCACGUUCUGGCUAUUGCUAAGGCAGCAUAUGAUCAAAAGACAUAUGGAGCAGAAGCAAGAAACUCUCACGGAAGUGACAGUGGGUGCGAAUGAAAGGGAAAUCCCGCACAAUCCUCUGCUGGAAAUCUUUGGCUCUCUGAUUAAAGGAAUGCUGGUUAAAUACUGGAUCUAUUUCUGCGCUGCCAUGUUUUUCAUUGUCAGUUUCAAUGGCAAAGUAGUGAUCUACAAAAUACUGUACAUUAUGCUCUUUCUGUUCUGUGUAGCUUUAUAUCAGGUUCACUACGAGUGGUGGAGACGAAUUCUGAAGUAUUUUUGGCUCACUGUUGUCUCUUAUUCAAUGGUGGUCCUCAUUGCUGUGUAUGCCUACCAGUUUAAAACCAUUUCUGGGUUUUUGCUCCUGACUUUGGGACUGUCAGAAGAGGGGUUAAAAGACCUGGGUCUUGACCAGUAUGACACGGUAGAACUGUUUGCUAAGAUUCUGCUUCCUUCCACUUUUCUCCUGGCCUGCAUCCUUCAGCUUCGUUACUUUAGUGAGGAUUUUCUGAAGAUCACUGACCUGAGUAAUAUUCCCAUCAAGCAUGAAUGUACUUCUGGCAGUAAAAAGAAAACGGAAACUCAGGUGUAUCUCCUGGCUGACAUGCUUAAAGAAAAUAUUUGGAAACUGCAAAACAGGCUGGCAGCCAAUGAACUGCAUGGUGAAAAUCAAACCACCUCGGACAAGAUAGAGAAUACAACGGUGUAUGAAACCAUGGGAGCGGCUCAGCAGGAGAAAUCAGUGGGAGAGCCUAAUAAAUGGUGCCUGGUCAUCGACAAGUUGGCUUCUCUUCUCCUGCAGCUUUUGGAAAAGUUUCAUAAAACUCAGGUGUUAGCCUGGAGAGUCCUAGAGCUGCACAUCCUUAAAAUUAUCUCCACGUGGGUCAUCUGGAUCACUCUCCAGGAGGUAUCUUUGAUGAAUUACCCUUUCUUCGUCCUUUGGGUGUUUGCCCUGCCCUAUCCCAAGCUCCGCCCUCAUGCAUCAAAGAUCUGCACAAUUUGGUCCUGUGUGAUGGUUAUCUGUAAAAUGAUGUACCAGCUGAAAUUCGUCAGGCCGCAUGACUACUCCUCAAACUGUAUGCAGAACAGAACCUACUAUCAUGACAGCCUGGAUGAGCUGUUGCAGAAAUCAGUGUUGUACGUUGCUCCUGUUGAUCCCGCCGAUUGGUGUGGAGGGUUACGGAAGUGCGGUGACAAUGUUUUACCCUGCCUGAAGAACCAUCUCACCAUCUUGGCAUUAAUGGUAAUAGAAGUGACUGUGUAUCACCACCAGCUCUUUUACCGGACUCAAAACCAGCUGAUGCCACCUGUUACAGGGAUCAUUUUUGAUACCAUCACCCGAGAGCACCUGGAUGAUGGGUUACUCAACUGCAUCAAAUACUUUAUCAACUAUGGUUUCUACAAGUUUGGACUAGAGGUGUGUCUCAUCAUGGCGGUGAAUGUCAUUAAGCAGCGUAUGGAUUUCUAUGCCCUUCUCCACGGCUGCUGGCUGAUCUACCUGCUGCACCGCCGCCGAAGGAAAGCAGUGGCUGAGGUCUGGCUGAGAUACUGCUCUUUCCUUGCCGGUGUCAUGACCUUUCAGUAUUUGCUAUGCAUUGGCUUCCCUCCUGCUUUCUGCAAAGAUUAUCCAUGGAGAACCUCUCGCUGGACAAUCCAUUCCAAUCUGAUUAAGUGGCUCUAUCUGCCUGAUUUUGCCAAGAAACCUGAUGCCAGUUUUCUCCUGUAUGACUUCCUGCUUCUGCUUUUUGCCUCCCUGCAAUGGCAGGUAUUCAAAGAUGAGAAUAAGGCUUGUGUGCGAAUAGAGGCAGGAGAUAAUGUGGAGAUCAGCUGUGAAUUAGACCCAGCUGCUCUCAGCCAGUACAGCCCUGUGCCAAACUUUAUCCACUGCAGGUCCUAUUUGGAUAUGGCUAAAGUGGUUGUGUUCGGCUAUCACUUCUGGUUUGUGCUCUGCCUGAUUUUUAUCACUGGGACAACUCAAAUCAACAUAUUCUGUCUGGGCUAUCUGAUGGCCUGUUUCUACUUUAUGAUCUUUGGAAGCAAUCUCCUUCUAAAGCCGGUCAAGAAUAUUCUCAGAUUGUGGGACUAUUUGAUUGCGUACACUGCCUUAGUUAUAGUGAUGAAGAAUCUACUGGCUAUUGGAGCGUGUGCCUAUCUUGAUAAGUUACUGAGAAACCAUUGCUGGCUAAUACAGACCUUUGGCAUGUUCUGUACUAUACCGGGGUAUGACUUGGCUCUUCCCGAGGAUGAGAAAUGUGAGCUGCCUGAAAACGAAGCCGGGAUUGUUUGGGACGCGAUAAGUUUCACUUUCUUGCUGGUCCAGCGGAGAGUCUUUAUGAGCUAUUACUUCCUCUACGUAGUGGCAGAUCUGAAGGCUGCCAAGAUCUUAGCUUCCAGAGGAGCUGAACUGUUUGAAGUGAAGCUGAAAAAAGUUGUGGCGCUCAGAUUGGAGGAAGAGAAAAAAUCACUGCAAGCCAUGAGAAGACAAAUGGAGCUAAUCAAAUUGAAGCAGAAGAAACUUGACAGUUUGAAGCAAAAGACACCAAGCCCAGAAGAAACAGCUGUGGAUCAAUCUGCCAAAGAACAGCAGCUGCUAGACCCAGGUAGCUCUGAAAAAACUCAGCCACAUCUCUUUCUGGAACUGAUUUUAGUGAUUCGAGCUGGGAGCUACUACCUCUUUGAGACAGACAGUGAGGAAGAAGAGGAACAAGGGCACACAGAAAAGAGGGAGGAAGAAUCACCAAAGAAGAAAACAGCAUUCCAGCUUGUGUAUGAAGCCUGGAUGUCUAGCUCUAAAUCAGCUCUGAGAACAAGAAAACAAGAUGAAACCAGAGAGCAGAGGAAGAAAGAAGAGGAGGAGCAGCAGCGACUGGCAGGGGAGGUAAAGUUGGAAUUCCAUGAAGAGAAAGGGGAGAUAUCAGUCACUGAAGAGAACCUAGAUGAGUCAGAAAGUAUAAUUGAAAGAAUAAUCAACACAAUCAAGUUUACUUGGGUUUUUGUUCAAGCAUUGCUAGAUGAUACUACAGAAGCACUAAACUCACUUUGUAAAAAUAACCUGGACAUAGCAAACGUACUAAGAAUUGAAAGGUACAUGCUAUGGCGAGAAACUAAUAAGGGAAAAGAAGCCUCACCAGACACAAUUCUCCAAUAUUACAACCUGAAGAAGAGUCAGCAAGUGCAAGCAAGUCUUUAUGGGGGAAAUAAAAUGAAAGGCACACAGGAGGAUCAGCAUGAAGACACAUUAGAGUGCCAGCAGAUACCCACGAGGGGAACCCAGCUACCGCACGAGAGCAGUGCAUCCAGGACAUCUGAUGAAGUUGCUGAGGAAAUUAAUGGAGAUGAGGCAGGAGAGAAGAUGGAAGAUGAAGACAGUGUCAAAGAAGCUGCCCCAGAAAUGACCACUCCACUUCCUUCCCGUGAAACAAAAGAUUAUGCUGUUUCCCCAACAGCUGAGAGGAGCAAAGAAGCAGGCAGGCCAUUAAAUGAAGUUCCUGUUAUCAUGACUGCCAGUGAGCUGCUUCUGAACAGGAUGUUUCAUGACAAUGAACUGGAGCAGUCAGACAAAUUUUACCAGAGUCUGCCUCGAUCCCUGAAGUUGGGCUUUGCUUUGUACAAUGCGAUGGUAUCCAAGUCAGAAAUGCUCUGUUAUUUUGUGAUCAUUCUCAACCACAUGGUCUCUGCGUCAGUCCUCACUUUGGUUCUGCCUAUCCUUAUAUUUCUGUGGGCCAUGUUAUCCAUUCCAAGGCCUACUAAAUUCUUCUGGAUGAUGGCUAUCGUUUAUACAGAGAUAACAGUAGUUGUCAAAUAUUUUGCUCAGUUUGGAUUCUUUCCCUGGACCACUAAGUUAUACUGCGGCAUCAAUGCAGAAGAGCCAUUUGUUCUGCCAAACAUUGUCGGGAUUGAGAAGAAGGAUGGCUAUGUGCAUUUUGAUCUUGUGCAGCUGCUGGCUUUGUUCUUUCACAGGUCUAUCUUGAAGUGCCAUGGACUAUGGGAUUCCAAAGGUGUCAAUGUGUCUGAUACCAAGAAAAGGGGAUGUUCUAGGAGUCCAAAGAACCAGGAGUCCAGAGGAGGUCUGCAGGAAGAUGAGCCUGGAUCGGGGGCAUGGCACCUUUUCAGACAUCACAAUCCCUCAGGGAGUGUCUUCAGAGGAAGGAAGACAGCCUCCAUUAACAGAGGCAAGACUCAGAAGAAGGAAGCCAGGAAGAAAUGGAAGCUUUUUAGAAAGAGUCCCAUCAGCAAGAAGAAACUUCUUAAGCAAAAGAUGAAACAACUGAUAUUGAAAGCAAAGAAGCUGGUGAUUAAAAUUGCCCUUCAAAUCUAUCGACCUAUCAGGCAGUUCUUCUACGACAUUAUUCAUCCGGAGUACAGCCCUGUCUGUGACGUCUAUGCACUGAUGUUCCUGGUUGACGUGAUCAAUUUUAUAAUUGUUAUCUUUGGAUACUGGGCCUUUGGCAAACACUCAGCAGCUGCCGACAUAACUGAAUCCCUGUCGGAAGACCAGGUCCCUGAAGCCUUCCUGGUGAUGCUCCUGAUUCAAUUUGGCACCAUGAUAGUGGACCGGGCCAUUUACUUGAGGAAGACUAUGUUUGGGAAGUGUGUAUUCCAGGUUGUCCUUGUCUUUGGCAUUCACUUCUGGAUGUUCUUCAUCUUGCCAGGCGUUACCGAAAGGAGAUUCAACAGAAACCAUGUGGCUCAGCUUUGGUACUUGGUCAAAUGUGUUUAUUUUGGCCUGUCUGCGUAUCAGAUCAAAUGUGGUUAUCCGAAUCGGGUCCUAGGCAACUUUCUGACAAAGAGUUACAAUUUCGUAAACCUUUUCCUAUUCCAAGGGUUUCGUAUGGUGCCUUUCCUUACCGAGCUGAGAGCUGUCAUGGACUGGGUUUGGACUGACACCACACUGAGUCUUUCCAGCUGGAUCUGUGUGGAGGAUUUAUAUGCAAAUAUUUUCAUUAUGAAAUGCCUGAGAGAGUCUGAGAAGAAAUAUCCUCAGCCUUCUGGCCAGAAGAAAAAAAUGAUUGUGAAGUAUGGAAUAGGAGGCUGCAUUGUCUUUAUAUUGGUCUGCAUCGUGUGGUUCCCACUGCUUCUUAUGUCACUGGUUAAAUCUGUGGCAGGAGUAACCAAUCAGCCCCUGGAUGUCUCAGUCAAAAUUACCAUUAGCGGUUAUGAGUCAUUAUUCACCAUGAGCGCUCAGCAGCGGAAUCUGAUCCCUUUCUCUCCAGCAGCAUAUAACGAGCUGGCUAAUCAAUAUGCCCUUCACCCGUCUGCCAUGCAGUUUAUAGUGAACUACAGCCCAGAGGACAUCAUCACUGCUAAAAUAAAGAGCAAUGCUAGCUUGCUGUGGAGCAUCAGUCCCGCCAGCCGAGAGGCCAUGAUGGACGAGCUCUCCAGCUCAACUGCCGUCUACAUCAACUUUCACUGGACAAUUCUCAGGAAUGCUUCUCUGGUGAAGAAUGUGGAAGCGUCUGGCAAGCACACAGUGCGGUACGAAGAGAAGGAGAUAAGAGAACAAAUUGUUCAAAUGCUAAAUGGGACCAGGAAAGAGCCAAUACUGCUUCCCGGCGUGGUACCAAGAUACCUCAGGGCUACUGCUGGAGCAGAAGCUAGAACUGCACAUCGCUUGCAAGUUGCUCAUUCUCAGAAACCACAAGACGUAGACAAAAUGGCUUUCUUCCGAAAUAUAACCAUAAAACUACAGCAGCUGGCCCUCAACUCGUCUUCCGGCCAAGUUACUGAGUGGUGGGUUAUUGAAGAGUGGAAUCCUGCGUGCUCUGGUAAUGCUUGCAGCAAGAAUAUGGAGCUUAUCAUCUACAAUGACAAAGUCAGCCCUUCCAGUCUGGGAUUCCUGGCAGGCUACGGCAUCGUUGGCCUUUACAUGUCUGUUGUUCUCGUCAUUGGGAAGUUUAUCCGAGAGUUCUUCAAUGGCAUCUCUCGUUCAAUAAUGUUUGAAGAGCUGCCCAACGUGGACCGCAUCCUGAAACUCUGCACGGACAUCUUCCUGGUGAGGGAGAUUGGGGAGCUGGAGUUGGAGGAACAACUCUUUGCCAAACUCAUCUUUUUGUACAGAUCGCCUGAAACUAUGAUCAUGUGGACCAGAGAAUCAAAGGAACAAUGACAGGACAAAGGUUUGUUUAGUGAAGAUCAGGCUUAGGAAGCAAGCUAUUGUCAUGGGCUGCUUUAGAAGCAAAUUUAACAUUCAGGAACGGGAGAUGCUACGAGCGUCUCCUCUCCAUUGGCAUAUUUUCACCUUAAGCUUUUCCACACGUUCCUCACCAAAAUGUAUCAUGUUUAGGCAGUAAGUGUACUUUUCAGGCCAGUGACUUCCCCUUGCUCAAUCAGAGAAGACCUAGUAUUGAUCCCCUACACACUUCAUCCCACAAUCAUGGAUGCAAAAAGCUCCGCCCAAGUCCACCUGAUUUUAUCUGCAAAGCAGCUAAAAACUUCCUCACAGCAGGAGGGGUUCUAAUC